AUGGCUAAGUUCCACUGUGACGUUUGUUCGUCUGAUUGCACACGAAGAGUCAGAAUUCGCUGUGCUAUUUGUCAGGAGUAUGACUUGUGUGUCCCCUGUUUUCUACGUGGAGAAUCUUCUGGGAAGCACAAGCCAUGGCACGAUUACAAGAUCAUAGAACAACAUGCCUACCCGAUUUUCUCCGAGGAUUGGGGUGCUGACGAAGAGCUUUUACUUAUAGAGGGAGCCCAGACUUUUGGAUUGGGCAAUUGGCUGGACAUUUCAGAUCAUAUUGGUGAUAGGAGCAAGGAGGAAGUGGGCAAGCAUUACAGAGAUGUUUACCUCAAGAGCCCAGAUUACCCUAUACCAGAUCUGGGCUUGGACUUCAGCUACGUUACUACGGACGAGUUUUUGAACAAAAGACGUCAGAGGAUUGAAAGCAAGAAGAACUUGCCGUUGCCUCCUCCGAAGAAGCCACUGUCGUCGGUUCCUCUAUGUUCCGAUAUCCAAAAGUACAUGCCUGGUAGACUUGAGUUCGAGGAAGAGGCCGACGACGAAGCAGAGAAGAAUGUGGCGGAUAUGGUGUUUGACCCAGAUGAUCCUCCCCAGGACAACGAGUUGAAACUCACAAUUCUCGAUAUUUACAACUCCAAGCUAACAAUGAGAGCUGAGCGCAAGAGACUCAUGCUACAGGACGGCCUUCUGGAGUACAGAAAGAACAUAGCCAACGACAAGAAGAAGUCGAAGGAAGAGAAAGAGCUUUACACCAAAAUCAAGGCAUUUGCGCGUGUAAUGACUACCAAAGAUUUUGAAGAGUUCAGUGAAGACAUGUUGGCUGAAUUGAGGUGCAGGGCCAAGAUCCAGCAGCUUCAGGAAUGGCGCGCAAACGGAAUCACCAACAUGGAGCAGGGCUCCAAAUACGAAAAGGACAAAAUCGCAAGACAGGCACUGUUGCAAAAGAUUGGGUUUGGAAGUUCGGGUGCUUCUCGUCACACUGCCAACUCGAUGGCUUCUGCUGGAAUGAGAGGUCGGAUCAUGUCCCACACUGGAUCUCCAGCCCCAAGCCUGAAUGGCGAAAUCGCCAAGAGAACCACCAAGAACAUUGUGCCUUUGGAUAUUUCACAUGCUGCCGAUUAUGAACUUUUGUCAAACGACGAAAGAAUCCUGUGUUCUACACUGAGAAUUUACCCUAAGCCGUAUCUCGUCAUCAAGGAGCUGCUGUUCAGAGAGCUGUUGAGGACAGGCGGGGUGUUGAAGAAAAGGACUGCAAGAGAACUGCUGAAGAUCGAUGUGAACAAAACAUCCAAGAUAUAUGAGUUUUUCGUCCAACAAAAAUGGUGUAAUGCCACUUCAUAA
Molecule: messenger RNA, 1335 nt
Organism: Kuraishia capsulata CBS 1993
Lineage: Eukaryota; Fungi; Ascomycota; Pichiomycetes; Pichiales; Pichiaceae
Exons: 1
Coding region: 1-1335 (444 amino acids)
Biological process (GO): chromatin remodeling; regulation of transcription by RNA polymerase II
Cellular component (GO): SAGA-type complex; nucleus
Molecular function (GO): zinc ion binding; chromatin binding; transcription coactivator activity
Source: RefSeq, a predicted model, not a curated record